Glossina fuscipes is the source of this 3227-nucleotide messenger RNA. RefSeq names its product synaptic vesicle glycoprotein 2B. The transcript is spliced from 4 exons. Gene Ontology annotation, molecular function: transmembrane transporter activity. Lineage: Eukaryota; Metazoa; Arthropoda; Insecta; Diptera; Glossinidae. Gene Ontology annotation, biological process: transmembrane transport. The coding region runs from base 1057 to 2910 and encodes 617 amino acids. Gene Ontology annotation, cellular component: membrane. The record is from RefSeq and is a predicted model, not a curated record.
AAAAAAAAAGAUAUUUUAUAUAAAGACUAGAAUUCCUUUACAGAAAACAUGCUUCUUCGAUCGCCUAGUAGUUAGUUAAUGGACAUCGAGUGUUGUCAAUCAUCUAUCUGAGGCUAAAAAAUAAAAAUUCCAGACUUUAGUUCCAAAUCUGUAAUUGUCGCCUGACGACACAUCAUGACCAUUCUUCUUCUCCCAAUAACUCGGAAAAUUUGCUUCCUUCUUUUUUUUUUUGGGUUUUUCAUAUUUGACCAGCCAUCCCGGGGAAUGUCAUCUACAAGUAUAGGUACGACCACAAUCGAGAAAGGAGAAGCAAUCUUUUGUUUCUGUUCCAUUUGAAAGUGAAAAGAGCGCGAAAGACUGCCAUAGAUUGAUUGAAGCUAAGUGAGAGAGAGAGAGAGAGAGAGAAGUGGUAAAACUCGAAAAGUCAAGCGAUCCCCGUGAACGGAGUAAGUGAUAGAGAAAUAUGUUUUAUUGUUGAACACAUACAUACAUUCGCCGAUAUUCAAGAAUAUGUUCAAGGUUAUUUGCAUAUAAGCAUUUAAGAUCUUUGCUGUGCGAAUUCAAGAGAAACCCGGCAAAACUUGACAAUCACCGCCCCAUACAUACUAUACGUACUCUGAUAUUGAGGUGUUGUAAAUCGCCCUAACCAAUGAAUGAGUUUAUCAAACUUUUAUUAUUAAAAUCAUUGAUAAAUCAUCCGAUUGAUAUCCUAUCCUAGUCAGGCUUUAUAGAAACUAUUAAACCCUGUACGGAAGCUGCGGUCAAAAUAGUUGUUACAUUUUUAGGUUUCAAGGCAAAUUUUUCAAAAGAAUUGAAAUGAUUAGGACUAGCACCAAAUUGAAAGGUGACAAAGUUGAAAAUUAUUUGCGUUUAAGUGUAACCUUCAUAAGAUUUUUGGAAAAUAAAUCAACUUUCAUUGCUAGUCAUCAUUAAUAAGGAUAGCAGAUAAUAUCCCAGCAAUUAAGGCAAACGCUUACUUUUCACGCAUUUCAAUUAAUUGAGCUAAUUUUGUCAAGCAAAAGGGCACGAAAUUUAUCGGAAAUUCGAAUUCAUAGAAUGGUAGAAGGUAACUCGGAGAAGGCCGGCAAUAACUUCCAUAAUGUAGAAAGUGGAUUACAAUCAAACUACUCUGGCAAUAGCACUGUAAACUCUUUAAUAACAGCAGCAACAACAACAACAACAUAUACAACAACAACAACAACAACAACAACAACAGCAGCAGCACCACCAGCACCAGCAGGAACAACAAUUGAUAAUCGUUCCAUCCUACAACCCUAUAGUAUAGUUGUAGAUUCGAAAAAUCCUGGCUAUCAGUUUAUAAACACAAGCUAUGAAACAGAUAAACACGACGUAGAGAAAGCAUUUAAUAAUGGAUCGGGAGGCCGGCGAUCUCUACCUGGCAUCAAAGCCGGCUUUGAGCAAGCUAUCGAAUUAUGCGGUUAUGGAAAAUUUCAUUAUGUGCUUUUGGCUAUAUGCGGCCUGGUUAGCACAAGCGAAGAAAUGGAUGUCAUCUCGAUGUCAUUCAUUCUACCCUCAGCUCAAUGUGAUUUAAAUUUGAAUACAAAAAGCAAAGGUUGGCUUAAUUCUAUAAUAUUCAUUGGCAUGAUGGUGGGUGCAUACUUUUGGGGUAGCAUUGCUGAUUCGGUCGGUCGCAAAAAAGUGCUCAUAGUGAUCUCAUUCAUGAACGGUUUUUGCAUUGUAGCCUCGUCCUUCUCACAAACCUUUGAAUGGUUUAUGUUCUUUCGCUUUUUAAAUGGUGCUGCCCUUGGCGGUAGCGGUCCCGUGAUUUGGUCAUAUUUUGCUGAAUUCCAACCGAAGGCGAAACGUGGAUGUAUGUUAAGCUUUAUGGCUGCAUUCUGGACAUUUGGUAAUCUUUUUGUAGCUGGUUUGGCUUGGCUAAUUAUACCUACCAAUAUUGGUUUUGUUACAUCGAUAUUCACUUAUAAUUCGUGGCGUAUUUUCUUAAUGGUUUGCUCGACGCCUUCGUUUCUCGUUGCAUUCCUGCUAUUCUAUUUGCCGGAAUCACCAAAAUUCUUAUUAUCUAAAGGUAAACCAGACCGAGCUAUGGCGAUUUUUCGUGGCAUCUUUGUGACCAAUAAUAAAAAAUCACCCGAUUUGUAUCCCGUCGCCGAAUUAGAUUUCGAUGAAAAACUUAUGCAAGAAUUAAAAGAGAAAAGGGAAUCCCUUAAAGGGAAAUAUACGAAAAUGUUAUCAAAUAUGGCCGAGCAUAGCAAAGAAUUGUUUCGAAGACCAAUUCUUAAAUUUACUAUCGUUUCAAUAACGAUUAAUUUCACUUUUCAUAUUGGAUAUUAUGGUUUAAUGAUGUGGUUCCCCGAACUGUUUAGUCGUUUUGAAGAAUACAGUAACACUUUUCCUAAUCAAACAGCUGGAGUUUGUAUUGUUACCGACUAUAUCGUCGGAAAAGGUAAUCAGGAUAAUGCCAUCUGUUCGGCGCAUAUACCAUCAGCAGUUUUUAUGGAAUCGUUGAUAUCAUUGGCCUCUGCUUUGCCCGCGAAUUUAAUUGCCAUCCUGGGUAUGGAUUGGCUCGGGCGGAAAUUCUUUUUAAUAUUCGGAACAAUGACGGCUGGUGUUUGUUCCGCUGCAAUGUAUUUUGUUUAUAAUUCCACGCAAAAUUUGAUAGCGACCGCUGUGUUCAGUGGAGCCAUUUCUACUGCUAAUGCCGCCCUGGAUUGUCUUAUUACAGAAGUAUUUCCAACACAUUUACGAGCCACAGGUGUGGCCGUAUCUAUGGUCGCCGCCCGUAUGGGCGGUAUCAUUGGUAAUAUUGUGAUAGCUACACUGUUGGAUCAGUAUUGUCCCGCUCCUACAAUUAUCGUAGCUGUUUUGCUAAUAGGAGGCGGCCUUAUGAGCCUGUUUUUGCCCAAUACGACACGCAAAGAAUUGAACUAAGCAGCAGCAGCAGCAGCAGCAGUACGGCCAGUCAGCAGUAAAGUCAUUAUCAUUGCUUUGAUUUCUUUCUUGAUUAUUCUACCGACCUACGCACAACUAACUAGAUUAACACGAUACAUAUAUAUAAUAUUGUAAAUAGAUAUAUAUGUAUUUUAGAUUUUAUAAUUUGAAAUUACGCUCAAUUAACGUUACUCAAAUCAAUUAAUUAAUGUCGAGUAAUAGCCGAAGAGAGUGCAAUUGAAAUGUCGGUCUAUUUUUACUCUCUUCUAUGCAUUUUUCUUCUUUUUUCUUUUUCGUUUUCGUUUUCGUUUUUUUUU